ACUGAGCGAUUUGCAGCAGGAAGCAGCCGCUCUGACACGCUGUCUUCUCUCUCUCUCUCUCUGUUUCUCCUUCUCCCCCUCUCUGCACAAAGCCCGAAUGACGUUGCUGGGUGGAAGGUGCUUCGACGGACCAACACCUCAGGAAAACGCGAAAACAACUGCAAAAGGGAGUCUGACGAAGGGUCUCGACCCGAAACUUCACCCACUCCUUCAACCCUGCCUGUCCCGCUGAGUUACUCCAGCAUUUUGUGUCCACGGGUUGAAGCCCGUGUCCAGUUCCUGCCCACACAGCUGCUGCUGCUGCAAACAGGGAUCGGGUUUCUCUCAAGGCAGUUUUGUUUUGGCUGCUGUUUGUUUUAAAGCAACGCGUUUCCUUGGGGGCAGGUGCACGUGGAGGGGGUUAGUGCGGGUCCCCGCCACAACAACAGCAGCAGCAGCAGCAGCAACAGCAGCGGCGGCGGCUCCGCUCCACCCCGGCAACCUGGAGUGAACGGCAGCUGGAGAUGGCGAACUGUGGCAGUUCCCCAGGUGUAGACAUGAAGACUUGCCUGGAUGAAUGCAUGAUGGCCAUGAACAUGUUCCUCAACAACCAAUUCAGCGAGAGCCUUGAGAUGCUGAAACCAAGGGCCAAGGAGAGCAUGUACCACUCUCUGAUGUACGCCACCAUUUUGGAAAUGCAAGCCAUGAUGACCUUUGAACACGAUGACAUCAUCAGUGCUGGUCAUACGAUGAAAGAGGCGCAGGAGAUUUGUCAAAGGUUUCGAAAGAAGUCCACUGUUGUUGGUUCCCUCUCGAGUCUUGUGAACAAAUCAUCUGGUGACCACUUCACUGAAGAGGAGAUCCAUGCAGAGGUGUGUUACGCAGAGUGUUUGCUGCAGAGAGCUGCCCUGACGUUCCUACAGGAUGAGAACAUGGUCAGUUUCAUCAAGGGUGGGAUUAAAGUCAGGAACAGUUUCAUGAUCUACAAAGAACUCCAUAACUUCAUGCAGUCAAAUCUCUUCAGCAAAGGACCCAAUCAUUGUCACUUGGAAGGAGGCAUUAAUCUGGGAAUUGGGGCGUUUAACCUGGCACUGUCCAUGUUUCCCACACGGAUCCUGAAGCUGCUGGAGUUUGCUGGUUUCUCUGGUGACAAGGAGUACGGUCUGUCGCAGCUACACGACGGAGCGACGGUGCCCAACCUACGAGCCAUCCUGUGCGUGAUGCUGCUACUCUGCUACUACACAUUCCUCACGUUCAUCCUCGGGACGGGGGAGGAGGAUGUGACGGAUGCCGUGGAUUUGCUUCGGCCUUACCUCACUAAGUACCCCAAGGGUGCAAUAUUCCUGUUCUUUUCGGGAAGAAUCGAAGAGAUCCAGGGAAACCUCGACAAGGCGAUCCAGAGGUUUGAGGAGGGGUGCGCUGCUCAGCAGGCAUGGAAACAGUUCCACCACAUGUGCUACUGGGAGCUGAUGUGGUGCUUCACCUACAAGCGGCUGUGGAAGAUGGCCUACUUCUACGCAGAUCUCCUCAGCAAAGAGAGUCGCUGGUCCAAGGCAAUGUAUGUCUACAUGAAGGCGGCGUAUCUGAGUAUGCUCCCCGAACACGAAGCUAAGCCCUUUGGAGACAACGAGGUGGAUUUGUUCAGGCAGGUCCCCCACCUGAAGCAGAAGAUUGCCGGCAAGUCGCCUCCCACCGAGAAGUUUGCGAUCAGGAAGGCCAGGAGGUACAAGUCCAACGUUCCGGUGAGGUUGCCGGUGCCAGCUCUGGAGAUGAUGUACAUGUGGAACGGCUUUACAGUCAUUGGGAAGCAGUGGAAGCUAACGGAGGAAAUGCUGGAGACAAUCUGUGAAGCUGAGGCAUCACUGGAGCAGACUUCACCUAAUGAAUACCUGGAAGAUGACAAGUGUGUGGUGAAGCUGUUGAAAGGUUUGUGUUUGAGACACGUGGGGAAGGUUCUGGAAGCGGAGCAGUGUUUUGUCUACAUUUAUGAACAUGCGAAGAAGAUCAAGUACGACCACUACCUUAGCCCGAAUGCGCUCCUGGAGCUCAGCCUGCUCUUCAUUCAACAGGACCGGAAAGAGGAGGCCAUUAAAUGGUUGAGACGCGCUAAACAAAACUACAAGGACUACUCCAUGGAAUCCAGGACUCUCUUCCGGAUACACGCUGCUCUUUCCAAACUGAAAGCAGAGAAAGAUGAGAAUGGACUGGAAGGGACUGCUCUCUAGGCGUGAAGAUGAUCCAGUGCAAAGCAACAAAGGACUCGGUGAUUAAGACGGGGAAAGGGAGGGGCUGACAGGAAGAGCAGGGACAUAGAAUUAAACGGGCAGCUUUGCUCCAGAGAACACCAGGGAUAGAAACGUUGGGGGAGCUGGAAGUUGCCCUGUGCCAUUUUUGAUUUGAGGAAAGAGCGUGGGGAGUGUGUAACCAUGGGGAUGGAGCGGCUGCCAUUUUGUUUUCCAUUGGACCUGAAGGGCAUCGUGAAUUCUCAAUCCCAGGCGGGAAAGAGCUGGAAUUCCUGGAGGGGGCUGGCCAAAUCAAAGGAGGGGGAAAAAAAAGCCCUGGAAAAGGGGCACAAAACUAGCUUGUCCUUUCUUCAAUUUCCUGGCAAUACCAGGUAGCUGGGCCUUCUCCUGCCAGUUUAUGGAGGCCUAGUUUAGGCCGCUCGGGUUAGAAGUUUACUUAAUAGUACAAAUGCAUAAUUUUAAUGUUUAUGAUGUAAUUUGGAAUGUUUCUAAAUUUAGAUUCUGUAGAUAGACUGUGGAAUAUUGGGAGACUGGUUUGGAUAAUUGGAUAUUUUAUAUGCUGCCACUUAAGAGAUUUUAUAUUUUACAUUCAAAUUGAGGUGUUAUAUUUCAUCGUUGCUCAAAUUGUUGCACGAACAAUCGUUGAUUGCUGCAUUAGCUGGAUGUGGCUGGUUAGUGGCUUAAUAUUGGCGUCAGAUCUGACCCAUCCUGGAAGGUUUUGCUGAAAACCUUUGGAAAAUUGUGGACUUUUCCAAUAUUCCAGUGUUUAAAUGAAGCCAG
Molecule: messenger RNA, 3002 nt
Organism: Amblyraja radiata (thorny skate)
Lineage: Eukaryota; Metazoa; Chordata; Chondrichthyes; Rajiformes; Rajidae
Product: tetratricopeptide repeat protein 39A
Exons: 19
Coding region: 504-2204 (566 amino acids)
Molecular function (GO): protein binding
Source: RefSeq, a predicted model, not a curated record